This is a messenger RNA of Cooperia oncophora, 339 nucleotides long. The record is from the annotation of a GenBank genome assembly. NCBI's taxonomy places the organism in Eukaryota, Metazoa, Nematoda, Chromadorea, Rhabditida, Trichostrongylidae.
AUGGACCAAUCUCGUUGGAGAGAAGGUCAUGUGCUGAAGGAGUUCCAAAUCAGUGACCGUAAUCGGAAAAAACAACCUAUUGCUGGCGUUCUUGUCGAUUGGGGAAAUUUCCAGAAAAACUGCAUUUUCAAGUUUCUACGUGCUGGAAAGCCGUUUUAUGAGGGCGAGGUGGAGUCGAUGAAACAACAAACAGAAGUGGUCACCACAGCGAAAACGAACACCGAGGUUGGAAUUGCUCUCGAAGAUAAAAGUAUACGAUUCAAAGAAGAUGACACUGUUGAAGUGUACAGGCAAAAAGAAGUGCCGCAGACCAUUGACUGGAAUCCUCCCGGUUUCUGA